AUGAAUCUCUUUCGGAUAUUGGCAGACGUGUGUCACACGGCCUCGAAGUGCAUCCUGAUAUGGGCCAUACACUGGAAUUCAAGCGCUGAAGGCGUGUCACUCCUCACGCAGAUCCUCUAUGUAAUCGUCUUCUGCUCCAGAUACCUGGACUUGUUCUGGGUACCGCCGACACACUCGUGGUGGAACUUUUUACUCAAGAACUUCUACAUAUGGACCAGCUGGUAUAUCAUCUAUAUCAUGCUGCGCGUCUUCGCACGUACACGAGAAAGAGAAAAGGCAUGGAAACUAGGAGCCUACGCACUGGGAGGCUCUAUCGCAGCCACUAUCCCUGUAGGCCUCAUCUUUGAGGGAACCGCUGUAUUGCACUUUACCGAGUUCCUCUGGGUCUUCUCCAUCAUCCUAGAGUCUGUCUGUGUGCUUCCACAGCUCCUCCUCUUGCGCCAGACUACCGUACCGACCGUCAUCGAUUCCGGAUACCUGAUUGCAUUGGGCUCCUACCGAUUCCUGUAUAUUCUCAACUGGAUCUUCCGCUUGUUUACUCCAAAGAAACCAGAACUGAUUCCGGUACUGUUCGGUAUCGUCCAGACGGCUCUAUACCUCGACUUUGCGUGGGUCUACUGGACAAGACAGCGUGUCAAGCUAAGAGGUGGAGGAGUGGUCGACUCCGAUGACUUGCGCAAGGGCUUUCUCGUACAUCGCGCAUUGGACCAUACCGGUGGUCGGGCAUCUGUGGAGGACCCAGAGGCGCAGGAUGCAGUCGAUGACGGUGCACAGCCUAAGCCCCCCAACGCCAACCGCUGGGGUGCUCGAGGCGUGUCUAUCACCGCGGACGACACGCUUGAUCAGCACCAUAGCAAGAAGAGCAACAGUAACACCAAUGGAUCGCCAUCUGAAUCCAGCGGCAUGUUCGACGACGAAGGCGAGGACGAUUUCCUCAAUGACCACGAUGAUGAUGCCCCGGCGCUGGGUGGUACGGGCAACAAGGUCUUGAAUAGCGAUGCUGAGUGGCGGGACGAUGAUGGAACGAAGUGA
Molecule: messenger RNA, 1032 nt
Organism: Cyphellophora europaea CBS 101466
Lineage: Eukaryota; Fungi; Ascomycota; Eurotiomycetes; Chaetothyriales; Cyphellophoraceae
Exons: 2
Coding region: 1-1032 (343 amino acids)
Biological process (GO): protein retention in ER lumen; endoplasmic reticulum to Golgi vesicle-mediated transport
Cellular component (GO): cis-Golgi network; membrane; endoplasmic reticulum
Molecular function (GO): ER lumen protein retrieval receptor activity
Source: RefSeq, a predicted model, not a curated record